CCGCGAUACAGAGGAACAAAUCGCAGUUACACACUGAAAACGAACACAGAAUCCCCCAAAAGAAGCCACCUUUAGGGUUUUCGUCUCCAAAUCAAUUCGUGAUUCGCUUUCGAAUCGAUUCGUCACGAAUCCAAUCCUCUGGUUUCCUUUAUUUUCUCCAGUUUUCGAUUUCAAUCUCUUUGCCGUGAGAAACGAUGGGAAGAGGCAAGUUCAAGGGGAAACCUACUGGCCAGCGCCGAUUCUCAAGUGCAGCUGAUAUUCUUGCUGGAACUUCUGCUGCGCGUCCUCGGUCAUUCAAGCAGAAGGAAGCUGAGUACGAAGAAGAUGUUGAAGAGGAGUCUGAAGAGGAAUCUGAAGAGGAAUCCGAAGAUGAAUCUGACGUGAAGAAGAAAGGACAUGAAGCUCUUAUUGAAGUUGAUAACCCUAACAGAGCCAAACCAACGACUUUAAAAGCUAGAGACCUUGAUGCUAGUAAAACCACUGAACUCUCAAGGCGUGAAAGGUUUGUUUCUGAUUUUCUUCUCAUUCAACAUUUCUUAUUUAAGGAGCUUCUUACAGUUCCAUCUUAUAUGGUGUUUUGCAGGGAGGAGCUAGAGAAGCAGCGAGCUCAUGAGCGAUACAUGAGGUUGCAGGAGCAAGGCAAAACCGAACAAGCAAGAAAGGAUUUGGAUCGUCUGGCUCUGAUUCGCCAACAGAGAGAAGAAGCGGCCAAGAAGCGAGAAGAGGAAAAAGCAGCGAAAGACGCCAAGAAAGUAGAUGCUCGCAAAUGAGACAAGUGUUCACCCUAAAAAAAAUAAACUACAUAAAAGAAGAAGAAUACUCAUCGAGUUUUACUUUGUUCUUUUUUCGAUUGGUAAACAGAUCAUAAAACAUUUUCCGAAUACUUAGUGCCCAGGGGAUUUCUCCAUCUUAAUACAUUGGAAGUUAAUAA
Molecule: messenger RNA, 931 nt
Organism: Brassica napus (rape)
Lineage: Eukaryota; Viridiplantae; Streptophyta; Magnoliopsida; Brassicales; Brassicaceae
Product: 28 kDa heat- and acid-stable phosphoprotein
Exons: 7
Coding region: 195-770 (191 amino acids)
Cellular component (GO): cytosol
Molecular function (GO): RNA binding
Source: RefSeq, a predicted model, not a curated record